UCGAACGGCUCGCGCGCGCAACGCCGCAACCGCAACCCCCACUUUCCGUGAACCAGCAGCCGCCGCCGCCGUCGCCCGAUGUCCGUCACCACCAGCAUAUCCCUAGCGGUCGCCGACGCCGUAUGGGCGGAGAUCAAGUCUGCGAGCUGCGCAUCCGACGAACACCUAUCCAUAUUGGAGACGCUGUUCGGCAAGAACAUGCUUCGCGCCUGCAAGAUCGUCGACGAGCGCGGCGUCCGCCGCGUCACCGGCGCGCCCAGCGGCCGCUCGCUCUUCCUGGUGAUGGGGGAGUCGAAGAGGAAGGAGGAGUACCUCUGCUUCCCGGAGCACCUCUGCACCUGCUACUCCUUCUUCUACGACAUUGUCGGGCGCGGAGAGCAGCUAUGCUGUAAGCACCAGUUAGCGGCGCGGCUUGCAGAGGCUGUGGGAGAACACCAGGAGAUGGAAGUUACAGAUGAGGAGCUCGCACAUAUGCUUGCAAAGCUCUGACAGUGUGCAACUGAAUUCUUCAGAAUGCACAUAACAUUUAUGAAUUGUUUCUUACUUUCUCCUCCUCUCCCAGUAACACUGAUGCAAUGUACAUGUACUUAUGCAUAAAGUCGUAAAGAUUACAGUAGGAAAAUGGCAUGCCAGAAAAUAGGGUGGAAUCAGCAUGCCAUCAUCAACUUUUUGUUUAUAUUGAACAAUUGACUUAAGAAUGUAGCCUGAUGUAUUCAUAGUCAUAUGAACUGAUUGGCGAAUUUAGAUGAAUAAUUUGUUCGU
Messenger RNA from Setaria italica (foxtail millet), 762 nucleotides. RefSeq names its product zinc finger SWIM domain-containing protein 7. Bases 79 to 489 code for a protein of 136 amino acids. Gene Ontology annotation, cellular component: Shu complex. The record is from RefSeq and is a predicted model, not a curated record. Gene Ontology annotation, molecular function: zinc ion binding. The transcript has 4 exons. Gene Ontology annotation, biological process: double-strand break repair via homologous recombination. Lineage: Eukaryota; Viridiplantae; Streptophyta; Magnoliopsida; Poales; Poaceae.